Messenger RNA from Trichomycterus rosablanca, 8364 nucleotides. RefSeq names its product Rho guanine nucleotide exchange factor (GEF) 10-like b (gene arhgef10lb). Gene Ontology annotation, cellular component: cytosol. The transcript has 28 exons. Gene Ontology annotation, molecular function: guanyl-nucleotide exchange factor activity; protein binding. The record is from RefSeq and is a predicted model, not a curated record. Lineage: Eukaryota; Metazoa; Chordata; Actinopteri; Siluriformes; Trichomycteridae. Gene Ontology annotation, biological process: positive regulation of stress fiber assembly; actin cytoskeleton organization; SREBP signaling pathway. Bases 295 to 4185 code for a protein of 1296 amino acids.
UUUCUGUUAGGGAGUGUGACAGCACUGGUGGAAAGGUUCUCGCAACUUGUGGUCUUGUGGAAAAGCAGACAAUGGUGGACAUAGCCGCUCGGCAUCAGUGACUGUGUGAAGACCAGGGCUGGAUAUUCAAGAUGAAUGAGAGCUGCAGUGCACCAAGGGGGGAGCUGAUCUGACAAUGGAGCUUUUUUAGCAGCUAGAAUUACAGAGGGAGUUGGAAGACAAGGGACAAACAUUUGUGGCUUGUGAGUUUCACUUUGGAACAGAGGAAGGCCCAUGUGACUACAAACAGAAACCAUGGCAUCCCCAGAGACCCUCACCCCACAGCCUACAGAGUCGAUGCCCACUGGAGGGGCUCAGGCCCACCAACAGGAUCAAAAGGAAGAAGAUGAUGAAGAGGAUCAGGGGGAGGAGUUUCAGUUUGAUGAUAGCGAUGAAGAAAACAAAACACCCACAAACUCUGGUGAAGUAAAAAAGUCUACAAGUCGUCCUGAGAAGGAACUUCAGGAGAUUCCCACAGACUCAGAAGCACUUUAUAGUCAAGCAGUGAAUCAUGUUAGUCAGAAGCAGAAAACGAAUGUGGGGACCUCUGCUGGUCAGGAGUGCCCAAGCGUUCCUCAAAAUCCACAUAUAACAAUACCAGACAUGGUAACCAGGCAGUCUCCUGAUGGGAAUUUGGAAUCUGCUGAAUUUGAAGUUACUCAAGCGACAUGGAAGAAAAACACACCCACACAUGAAGGAAAGCUUUUAUCUGAAACUGAGACUGACCCACCUUCAUCCUUAUCAGAAAUGAACCAAACUCCUCCUUCUGAUUCUGAAGUGAUUUACGAUGACGUUCCUUGUGAGAACAUUCUCUCUCCUGGUGAAGAUAAUGAAACAAUCUACGAGGAUGUGCACAGGACCGACGACUCGGCAGGGAUGCAUGAUAACGGGUGGAGCUCCAGUGAGUUCGAGAGUUAUGACGAGCACUCUGACACCGAGACCAAGCAGUCGACCCGCAGCAAGCUUUCCCCUGAUGUUCGGCGGCUAAAGGAGCGUUGUGCCCGGACCAAGCGCGAACUGGCCAUGCGGUUAGGGGCUCGGGACGUCAGCCAGUUCAAACAGGCCUAUGACAUCAAGGUUCAACGACUCAUGAAAGCUGCCCGGAUUGGCACUAAAGAUGGACUGGAAAAGACUAAAAUAGCCAUGAUGCGGAAAGUGUCCUAUCUGAAUAAAAAAGAAAGCACAGAUGACACAGGAGAUGAGUUUGGUUACCUGGAUGUGAAUGUUUGUGAAGUGAAGCACCCACCACCUCAGCUUGGUCCCAUGCCAGAGGGCCUCAGCAGCCACCAGACUGUAAGGCGUCAUAUUCUUGGAUCUAUUAUCCAGAGUGAGAUAAGCUACUUGGACUCUCUUAAAAGGAUCCUGCAGGAUUACCAGCAGCCUUUACUGGAAGCUGAACCGCGUAUCCUGAGCACGAGAAAGAUCCAGCCCAUAUUCUAUCGUGUAAAGGAGAUCCUACAGUGCCAUGUCAUGUUCCGGAUCGCCCUGGCCUCACGUGUGGCUGAGUGGGACCAAACAGAGACCAUCGGGGACCUCUUUGCAGCCUCUUUUUCAAAGUCGAUGGUGCUAGACGUAUACAGCGAAUACGUCAACAACUUCACCAAUGCCAUGGCGCUCAUCAAAAAAGCCUGCAUGUCUAAACCAGCAUUCCUGGAAUUUCUCAAGAAGAGGCAGGCUGCCAGUACAGACAGGAUCACUCUUUAUGGGCUGAUGGUAAAACCAAUCCAACGUUUCCCACAGUUUAUACUCCUCCUGCAGGACAUGCUGAAGAACACUCCGCCGGGACAUUGUGACAGGCUCCCACUGCAGCUGGCUUUGACUGAACUGGAGACGUUAGCCGAGAAGCUGAACGAGCAGAAGCGGCUAGCGGAGCAGAUCUCUGAGAUCCAGCAACUGGCACGAAGCAACAGCGAUCGCGCCCUCAGCAAGCAGCUGAACUCAGAUCAGAAGAACCUGAUUCUGUGUGAAACUCUGGUUGAGACGGUGUACGGUGAGAAGGGCCAGGUUAUCAAAUCAAAGGAACGCAAGGUCUUUCUCCUUAACGACAUGCUAGUCUGUGCAAACAUUAAUCUUAAGGGGCAUCCAGAUAUCAGCAGCCUGGUUCCUACUGGUCCAAAGUACACGGUGAUAUGGACCGCUCCUCUGCAACAGGUGCAAGUAGUGGAAGUGGGUCAGGAGACCCCACAGAACAACAACAGUGUCUGCCAACCAGUCAAGACCAGACGUCUCAGCUCCACCAACUCGCAAGGCAAGCUGUUUCUGGGUCCACCUAAACUGUACCAGGAACUACAGGAGCUGCAGCAUGACCUGUCGGUGGUAGAGGACAUAACGCUUCUGGUGGGCACACUACAGGGUUCCUAUCAGAAUCUUAACACCACGGUGGGGCAGGACUGGUGCCUGGCUCUACAGAGGCUCAUUCGCAUUAAAGAGGAUGAAAUCCAGUGUGCCAACAAGUGUCGUCUCCGGCUCAUGGUGCCCGGCAAGCCUGACAAGUCUGGUCGACCAGUCAGUUUUACAGUGGUUUUUAACACUCCCAGUCCCAUCAGUAAAAUCUCAUGGGUCAAUCGAUUGCAUCUUACAAAAAUCGCCCAACGGGAAGAGAACGUGCCCGGCUGGAUAUGUGCAGAGGAUGACGAGAAGACAAAGCCUCCAUUCUGGUGCCCGUUAUUGGCGUGCCGUGGGCCUGUAUUCUCUCCAAAAGCACAAGAUCUGAAGCUCCAGACGGCCCUUCAUAACCCGGUCCAGUGCGCUCUGCUGGGUUUCUCUGCUGCCAGCACCUCGUUGCCUCAGGGCUAUCUUUGGGUGGCCAGUGGAGGAGACGAGUCCUAUGGGCACGUGGAGAUCUUCUCCCUGAACAGACCCACUCCACGCGCAGUGAAGAGUUUCUCGUUGGCCUCCCCAGCUCUGAGCCUCGAAUACGUGACUGACCCAAGUGUCGAGGAUGGCGAGGGUGAGGCGUCUGAGAGGCCUGCUAAAAUCGGCAGCACCAUUUGUGUGGGGUUACAAAAUGGAAACAUCCUCGUUUACGGCAGUGUGGACACUGCUGUCCAGUGCCUCCAGACCUUCCAAAACCCAGAGGCUUGUCCUGUUCUGUGCCUAACACACACAACUAGCUUUCUUUUUGCUGGACUGUCUAAUGGCAAAGUUGCAGUUUACAGCCGAAAAACUGGAGAUGCACUGUGGGAUCCAGACUCCAGCAGACUGGUGGUGAUCGGAAACGCACCAGUGUUUAAACUCCUCAAUAUAGACGAGAGUGUUUGGGCCAGUUGUGCAAACCAAGUCACCGUGAUUGAUGGCUGUAAUCUAAGCACACAGAGCUUCCAGGCUCACCCAGAUGACAAGGUGAGCGUGACACACAUGGUUCGUGCUGGUGGAGGAGUGUGGAUGGCGUUUUCAGAGGGCUCCACCCUUCGGCUCUUCCACACCGAGACUUUAGAGGCUCUGCAGGAGAUCAACAUCUCAACACGUUCUGCAUAUCUGAGUCCAGGUCAAAAGACAGCAUGGGUCACCAGUCUGCUUAUCUUCCGGGGCCUGUUAUGGGUGGGCACUGCUCAGGGCAUCAUCGUCACUCUGCCAGUGCCUAAGCUAGAAGGAAUCCCCAAAAUAACAGGUAAAGCCAUGAUCUCCCUCAACGCACACAGUGGCCCGGUCGACUUCCUAGUGGCCACGUCUAGCACUUUGUCUCCUGACCUGCUGAAGCGGAACUCCCUGGUGGAUGGGACAGACUCGGGCAGCGGAGAGGAGGACAGGAGCCACUCCUCCCAGGAGUCUUUAAAACAGCAGGCAGAGGGAUUGUCUCAAAGGGACGGCAAAUCCAAAGGGGUUCUGCUGCAGUAUCACAUUCGCUCCACCUGCCAGCUGCCUGGCAAACUUCUCACCGCCCAACCCGAGGACACGAUCAGUUUCUCAGAGGACGCUCUGGAGCACACUCUGGAGGAUGGAUCCAUCUACGAAAUAAGUGACGACCCUGAGGUUUGGGUGAGGGGGCCAGGACCCUCAAAUAAGGACGGAUCACGAAGAGAGAGGGUGAUGUCAGUGGCUGUGAUAUCUGGAGGAAGAGGAUUCCGCAGACUUGGCUCUUCCUCUGUCUCCUCAUCGUCUAACGAGACCACGCUUAUGUUCUGGCAGCUUCCUCUUACAGUUUAAAGCAAUGAGUGCGUUAACAUGUGUACUAACGAUCUGAUUAUACUCAGGUUCUGACAGUAAUCUGAUUAUUCCAGUGUCAUGUAGACAGCAUUAUCUAGAUCUGAUUAAGAUCAUAUUUGGAUUAUGAGUAACGUUGGCUGUUAUCUGAUAUUAAAACAAAAUUUUCUUAUCAGAGAUACUUGGUUCACUACAUGUACUGUGGAAGAGCGCUCCUCGUUAAAGAGAGAGCCUAGUUAAAAAGAAAUUGAACCCAAAAUGCUGAAUCUCAAGUCUAGGUAGAAUAAUGUGGCUGUAGCUGAAUAACCACAAACUAAAGGGCGAUGAUUUGGAAUACGCCCGAAGAUAAUAACAAUCCAAAAUACAAGGUCCGUAACCUGCUGCAGAGAAACUGCAGAUAAGCGAGGAAAGAUGGAGGUCGCGAUCUUCUGAUGUCUGUCAACAUGCCCAAACCAAAAUCUUGGAAAGUAGGACAGCAGAACUUUUUGCGCUUCUUGGUUCAGCCCUGGGUCAGCCCCCCGACCACCCGCGCUUCCCUCGCGCCACUGUAGUGCAUUUACAGGGCAAGUCUCACCUCGGGACAUCGUGCCACGGCUUGAGGCAUUCCGCUCUCCCAAGACAGACAUGAGAGGAGGCUCAAACCACCAAAACCAGAGCGUGCUGACAUCCAUCGUCAGCAAAAACUGCUGCGAACCUCGCAGUCCAGCAUCACAGCUUCAGGAGAGAAGAUGCCAGCUAAUGCACUGACAAAGAGGAUAGUGUAAUAUAUAGGAAUAUUAUUGUGCAUCUAUACACACUCAAUGACUCUUCAUCAAAACAAAACAUUGAAUAGACACUUCAGGCCAUCCGGUUGUAUUUAAAUUACUUAACUACUUAAAGAAAUACUAAUGUCUAUCUUGCAUAUCUUUGGUGCAUGUGCGAUUACCAUUGAGAAGAAUUUAUACAGGUUUUCCUGUAUGAUUAAUCAAAAUUGAGCUUACUGUUCAAAACCUACAGCCUCAGCAACAUCAGUUCAAUAUUUACAUCAGAUUUAGGAUGGUUAAGCCACUCACUACUGUAAAUCGUACUAAAAAACAAGCAAAUCUUUGACAGAACUGCUUUGCCAAGCUGACCCAUUAAGAGCUGGUAUGUUCAAAAAGUGUGUACGUGUAGGACUGUAUUCUGUUCCUUAAAUAAAUUCAGUCCUAACAAAUAGGGCUAUGUUUUAAUUGUAAGGUCGCUAUGGCUAAAUUGCCCUCAUCAUCAGACUAUUUCUGUUUCAAUAAAUGACCACAGCCUACACAACCCCUGGUUGCCAGGACAAACAGUUCAAAAGUGGGCAGCAAAGUGCAACACGCUAUUAUUACUUAAUAGUAUGGUAAAUAUGUAUACCACUAACAGUAUUACUAUGUUACACAAUGUGUCAGAUGAUAAAAUUGAGCAGCACUGUGGCUUAGAUGGCAAUGGUAGCUCAGUAUCUAAGGUACUGGACUAGUAUUCAGAAGGUUGCUGGUUGAAGACCCACCACCAUCAGAUUGCCACUGUUAGGCCUCUGAUCAUUGUUUUCUGCCACAGUUGGAUGAAAGCACCUACCAAAUGCAAUACAUGUAAAUGUAAGCUGGUAGAGUGGGUGCCACACAGCAACAUAAACGUGUCAAGUUCUUCAAGAUUAGGAUUGAUCUGUCCAUAUUGGUUAUUUCUCUGGACUCUGGGUAGCACCCUGGCAUCACUGUUAGAAGUACAGUAUGUAUGAGUAACCAUAGAUUUUCUUAGUACUGGACAAUAUGUUGACAUAUUAAUGGAAGACAUAAGGCCCAGUGAUUCCAAGCAAACUGACCAGGGUGAAGUGUGGUAAAACAUGAAGUGUAGCUUACAUAAGCUAUAGUUUCUGUAGUUAGAAACAGACUGGAGUAUAAGCUUUGUUUUUGAAUUUCUUCAAUCAAUGGAUAUAAAAAGUCUACACACCCGUUACAAUUCCAGGUUUUUGUGAUGUAAAAAAACAACAACACCAAAACACCCAUUUUUCCACCUUUAAUGUGACCUAACUGACAUUUAUGGGAUUCCAAAACUUCAAUCUUCUUCUAGUGAAGCCAUUUUUUUGUUGAUGUGGAGCUAUGCUUUGGGUCAUUAUCAUGCUGAAAGAUGAAAUUCCUCUUCGACUUUUUUUUUUAGUGAAGGCCUGCAUUUUUUUUUUGCCAAAAAUGACUGAUAUUUGGAAUGGUUUAUCAUUCCAUCCACCUUGACUAAAGUCUCAGUUCAAGCAAUAGAAAAACAGACCCAAGCAUAAUACUGCCACCACCAAACUUCACAGUGCAUAUGAUACACAGUAUUGCUUUUACAACAGACAUACCUAUUGGAAUUAUGGCCAAAAAAUUCCACCUUGGUCUCAUCAGACCAGAACACACUUUCCACAUUCUUUUGGCAGACAUGAUAUAGUUUUUUAUGCAAACUGUACCCAUGCUUGGAUGUUUUUCUUGCCACCCUACCCCACAGCCCAGAUAUAUGAACUAUACAGGAGAUUUUUGUCAUGUGUAGUACACAACCAGUACUUGCAAGAAAUUCCUGCAGCUCCUUUAAUGUUGCUCCAGGCCUCUUGGCAGCCUCCGGGACCAGUUUUCUUUUUAUCUUUUUAUUUAUUUUGAUGAUGUCUUCACUGUGUUUCUGGGUGUAUCUGUAAUGCCUUGGGAUUUUUUUUGUACCUUUACAACUAAGUAAAUGUCAGGACUGCUAGAAGAGGUGAACUUUAUAUGGGGUUAAUCAGGGUCACUUUAAUUGAUGGUUGGUGUGUAUUGACUACUAUUUAACAUACGUUAUGAUUGAGAUGCAAUCAUAUUAUUAUUUUCAAUUGAUUUGCACACACAGGUGGAGAAAUAGGUGGAAAUAAAUCUGAAAUUAUUUAUAUUGCUCCAGUUUUUUACGUCACAAAAAACCUGCCAAUUAAACAGGCGUGUGUAGACUUUUCAUCCUUACUGUAGCUCUUUGAUUCAGUCUCAGCAGUGAGCAGUAAAAUAUUAUCUGUACCAUUUUAAUGCUAUACCAUAGUCCUUAAAGAGCUCAUACAGAUACUUAAAAGAAAAAAACAUUUUGAAAUGUCACAAUGAUUACAGUUAAUUACAUUUCCAAGCUGCAUGAAGUUGUUCUUCUAGAUUGAAGGCUGAAAGCUGUCCUUGUGAACAUUUAAAAAAAAGAUUGUGACUCAUCUAGACACACAUUAUAAAAGUGUAUAUUUGAAUGUAGCGCUGCUAUAGAUGUUUACAGUAGCUGUACAGGAAACACAGAGGUAAAUGUCAAAGCUUUCCAGUCUUUUUAUUUCUGUUGCAUUUUUUUACUCUUCAUUUGUUUAGAAUGUGAACAAGUGCAAAGGAUUUUGGUUUGGUACUUAAUGUUAAUGGUACUUAUUUUACACUGAGUCACUUUGUUUAUAAAAAAAAAAAAGGAAUAAAUCGUGUAUUAUAAUGCACAUUUUUUGUGUUAAUAAUGUCUCUGGCUCUAUCAAAGCUGAACUUUAAUACAUGUACUGUGCUGUAAAAGGUCAAUGUCUGAUUCACUGUCACAGUAAAUGAUUUCAUCUUAACAAAAUGUACUGCACAUAUUUGUACACUUAUUUCAUGCACCUGUUAGAAAUGGGUGGGUGCUAGGGUUGGGCGGUAUGACGGUAUUACGGUAUACCGCGGUAUCUAAAAAUGUUGACGGUAUUUAAAAAUGGUGAUGGUAAAUGUGAAGCGCCAAAUUUCUGCUUCAGGUUUACCUUGAAAACUGAGACUUUAAGACAUUCGCGCAUGGGAGGUUGGAGCUCACUGAUUGGUUGUAGUGAUGGGAAUUAUGGCUCCUUGAAGGGAGCCGGAUCUUUUGGCUCGAUUCCUUUUAAAGAGCCGUUCAAAAAAAUGACUCUUCGUUCCUCGGGAAGCGCUACUGGGUAAACUAUAAGUCAGCCCCGAUAUUAAUAUCAAUGAUGAACAAUCAUGAACAUUUUGCUACCUUGCCUUAAAUGUAGGCCUAAUUCAAACAACACUUAAAUGAGAAAAAAAGAUUUAUUUUAAAAGAAGAGAAAAACUACAGGGAAGAGACAUACUGUGGUUGCAUCGCAUUACGUUUCAGAACAAUCCUCUUUUGUGCAGAGAUGUGCCUGUGUUUAUUUCUGCUUUAAAACAUACGCACCAUGAAAUAAUCAGAUUUAACAUAAUUAAACAAGUUUAUUUCUUA